Molecule: messenger RNA, 1538 nt
Organism: Ictalurus punctatus (channel catfish)
Lineage: Eukaryota; Metazoa; Chordata; Actinopteri; Siluriformes; Ictaluridae
Product: heterogeneous nuclear ribonucleoprotein A1
Exons: 12
Coding region: 102-1259 (385 amino acids)
Molecular function (GO): RNA binding
Source: RefSeq, a predicted model, not a curated record
GGCGGCUAUGGUGGUGGUUCAGGUGGGGGAUAUGGUGGAAACUCUGGCGGCAGACGUUAUUAAAUCCUUUUAAGGAAUAUGUAUGGGAUUUAUGAUCCAGAAUGGAGAUGCUUGCCUGUUGUUCUGCAGGCAGUAUGAAGGAUCACCCACGAGAACCGGAGCAGCUCCGGAAGUUGUUCAUUGGAGGCCUCAGCUUUGAGACAACAGACGACAGCCUUCGCUCUUAUUUUGAGCAAUGGGGAGCAUUAACUGACUGUGUGGUUAUGAGAGACCCAAACUCCAAGCGCUCCAGAGGCUUCGGUUUCGUCACAUACUCCUGUGUGGAAGAAGUUGAUGCUGCCAUGAAGGCCCGUCCUCACAAAGUCGACGGUCGUCUCGUAGAGCCCAAACGUGCCGUGUCUAGAGAGGAUUCCAACAAACCUUUUGCACACACCACAGUGAAAAAGAUCUUUGUGGGUGGCAUUAAGGAAGAUACGGAAGAGGGCCAUCUACGGGACUACUUCCAGGAAUUCGGAAAGAUCGAAGCGAUUGAAAUAAUGAUCGAUCAUAAGACUGGCAACAAAAGAGGCUUUGCGUUUGUUACAUUCGAUGACCACGAUGCUGUGGAUCGUAUCGUUAUUCAAAAGUACCACACGAUAAACGGCCAUAAUUCGGAAGUGAGAAAGGCCCUCUCUAAACAAGAGAUGCAGAAUUCAUCAAUGAACAUGAGGGGACGUGGAGGUGGAAACUUUGGUGGUCGAUAUGGCAACAAUGACUUUGAAGGAGGCAGAGAUGGCUUCAGAGACGGAUUCAGAGGAGGCAGAGGUGGCAGUGGAGGAUAUGGAGGUGGAGAUGGCUACAACAAUGGAUUUGGAGGAGAUGGUGGCUAUGGUGGUGGCGGUCCUGGCUAUGGAGGCAGCCGUGGUGGAGGAUAUGGGGGCGGAGGACCAGGCUACGGUAACAACGGUGGCGGCGGAUAUGGUGGCGGUGGAUAUGGUGGUGGUGGAUACGGUGGCGGUGGCAACAACUAUGACAAUUAUAACAAUGGAGGUGGAAACUUUGGAGGUAACUUCGGUGGAGGUGGUGGUGGUGGUGGCGGCAGCGGUGGCAACUACAAUGACUUUGGAAACUACAACAACCAGCAGUCAAAUUUUGGCCCCAUGAAAGGAAACUUUGGUGGGGGAGGUGGCAGGAAUAGUGGCCCAUAUGGUGGUGGAUAUGGGGGUAGCUCAGGAGGAGGUGGAGGCUAUGGUGGAGGCUCUGGUGGUAGACGAUAUUAAGUCCUUUAAAGGACUCGGUACUUAGAGGAAACAGGAGAGCAAGUGGAAUGACAGGGCAGCGCCAGGUUUACUCCCUAGAUCUGCUCAGCUGUUCAGAAGAGAUGUACAGUAGCGCUGACACAAGAGGGACUUUUGUUUUUGUGUAUGGUUGUCAGGCUUUUUAUAUUUUUCUUUAUCUUUUCCAUAUGACGCUUUGUGUAGAAUUUCUUUAAACCAGGGUCCUAAUUAUGUGUAACACCAACAAAAUCAAGAAAUAAAGUAACUUCGUUUUUUUUUUUU